Messenger RNA from Alosa sapidissima (American shad), 9581 nucleotides. RefSeq names its product Ral GTPase activating protein catalytic subunit alpha 1 (gene ralgapa1). Lineage: Eukaryota; Metazoa; Chordata; Actinopteri; Clupeiformes; Clupeidae. Gene Ontology annotation, molecular function: GTPase activator activity. Gene Ontology annotation, cellular component: nucleus; cytoplasm. Gene Ontology annotation, biological process: positive regulation of GTPase activity; regulation of small GTPase mediated signal transduction. The record is from RefSeq and is a predicted model, not a curated record.
UUGAGAUUUAUUCUGGUUCGGGAGAGGUGUGUUGAGUGUUGUAGCUACAGAUAAGGUGGCAGCAUUUCAAUUAACAUGUGUCUUGCAAAAUGCACACCUCUCCACAAGUUUUUCGAAUUUAUUUAGAUUUUAUAACACACAGUGGACCGUGAAAUUUUGGGGAAGCAAAUGAUAACGGACGCAGAGCUCUUAUAGCUAGCCAUCUUCUGAAGAUUAUUAGCAGGGUCUCUCCUGUAAAUUCUUUCCUCUCGGAAUGUUCUCAAAAAAGCCCCAUGGGGAUGUCAAAAAAUCAACACAGAAAGUCUUGGAUCCAAAAAAGGAUGUCCUGACACGUCUGAAACACCUGCGAAUCGUAAUAGAGAACGCGGAGUCUGUGGACCUGAAGCACUUCUUUGACCAGAACUACUCCCACAUCUACUAUGUCUUUUUUGAGAACUUUGUCACCAUUGAGGUCAACCUGAAACAGAAAGGUCACAAAUCGCAAAGGGAAGAGCUGGACUCCAUUCUUUUCAUAUUUGAGAAAAUCCUGCAACUUCUACCGGAGCGCAUCCACCAACGAUGGCAGUUUCACAGCAUCGGUCUUAUUCUCAAGAAGCUGUUACACACAGGAAAUUCCUUAAAGAUCCGUCGGGAGGGCGUGCGUCUCUUCCUGCUGUGGAUGCAGGCGCUGCAGACCAACGCCCUGCCGGAGCAGCUGUGGAUCUUUGCCUGUCUCAUCCCCGGCUUCCCUGCACCCCAGUCGGAACACGGGCCCCGCACACUCGACAACCUCAUCAGCCCGCCGCUCUGCCUGCAGGAGACUCAAGUGGGUCCCGAGGAGAUCACGCCACUGGUUCCCCCGCAGUCGGGCGAUAAGGCCCAGGAGGACCUGACGGGCUACUUCCUGGAGGCCCUGCUGAAAUACAUGGUAAACCAGGCUAAGAGCCUGGAGUGGCGCUACAAGGAGAACCAUGAGAAGGGCUUCGCCUUCCUCUUCGCCAACUUCAAGAAGUACUACCUGCCCCACAUCUUCCCCAACUUCUCCAAGGAGACCAGCCUGUACAACCCCAUCCUGGAGGUACCCUCCCUGAGACCAAAGCCUUACUACACGGUGGUGAAGCGGGACCCGGACACCAACGAGGCGGUGUACUGCACCAAGGAGAGCUUCCUGAACGCCCGCGUCAUCUUCAUCCGCUGGCUGGUGUCCUUCUGGCUGGAGCCGCGCGCCAACGUCGCCACCCUCAUCCCCGGCGUGGAGGGAGAGAACGUGCCAAAGAACAUCCAGAGAGCAGCAGCAGGUCUGGCUGCGCGGAGCGAGGACAGUGGCGGCCCCCGGGGUCCCGACUCGCUGGACGGUGGUAUGGGCGGCGGAGGGCUGGGUGGCGGUGCGGAACCCGAGCAGUCGCACUCCAACACGAGCACGCUGACUGAACGCGAGCCCAGCUCGUCUAGCCUGUGCAGUGUGGACGAGGAGCACCUGACCGACAUCGAGGUGGUGCGCCGCGUCCUCUGCUCCUCGCGCACCAACGUCAACUUCAUCACUGAGAUCUUCCGACAGGCGUUCCUGUUGCCCAUGUGCGAGGCGGCGGCCAUGCGUAAGGUGGUGCGCGUCUACCAAGAGUGGAUCUCCCUGGAGGACAAGCCCGUGUUCAUGAGGGAGCCUGAGGAGGACCACCGGACGCACGCCGACUCCGCCAGUGACGGCACAGACAAGGACGAAGAGGAGAGGUCAAUGAAGGUGUCCAGUCACAGCAGGACUUCGAGCUGGUGCAGGAGUUCCCAGAGCAAUAUGCUGGAGUACAGCGUCCACGCUGGUGUGCAGUCGACACUGCAGGUCUUCAUCACUAACUCGUCUAACGUGUUUCUUCUGGAGCCGGCUAACGAGCUGAAGGUAUUGCUCGAGGAGCACGUGGACAUGUGCAAGCGCGUGCUCAACAUCUACCGCAGCCUCGUCAUGCACGAGACCAUGGACCAGAAGACAUGGGAGCAGAUCUUAUUGGUGUUGCUCCGGGUAACAGAGUGUGUGAUGAAGAGAGCCCCCUCUGUCACGCCGUCCGGCAAGAAGAAUCCCACUCUCUCUGGCCGGCUAGCAGGGGCCAUCUUCCAGACUCUGAUCGUGGCGUGGAUCAAAGGGAACCUGAACGUGUACAUCUCGCGCGAGCUGUGGGAUGACCUGCUGGCCGUUCUCUCCUCGCUCACCUGCUGGGAGGAGCUGGUCACUGAGUGGUCGCUCACCAUGGAGACGCUCACCAAGGUGCUGGCACGCCACCUCUACAGCCUGGACCUCAACGAGUUGCCCCUGGACAAACUCAGCGAGCAGAAGCAGAAGAAGCACAAGGGCAAAGGUGGCAUUAACGAGGGCCACAAGAUGGCGGUGGACCGCUCCUUCUCUAGGGGCUGGAGUCGUGACCCACCGGGUCAGGCCGCCAUGCGCCAGCGCAGUGCCACCACAGCUGGGUCGCCCGGCAUCGAGAAGGCCCGCAGCAUCGUGCGGCAGAAGACCGUGGCCCUGCGGAGCUGCUCCACGGGUGACAGCUUGUCGUUUAUCCGCAGCGCUAAAAGUGCUCCUGUCCUGAUCCAUCCUGUCCACCCUCUCCUGCCUGACUCUGUCCUCACCCCCCUAGCAGACGAGCUGUCAGAUAUGGAGGACCCCCCAUUGGCCCCGCGAGGGCCCCGCUUGCGGCACAGCUCCCAGAGCGAGGACGCGGCGCCGGUGUCCCUCAGCUCCGAGGUGUUCGGCGCGUCGGUGGAGGCCGACUUGACCCCUCCGGGCAGCGGUGUCGGUGGUGCCGUCGGAGCUCUGCCACCUCUCCCCCGCAGCUCCAGCGCCUCUGACAUCAUGGAGCCCUUCAUCGCAGAGCGCGCCAAAGCCAACAAAGAAGAUCUAGCUCCGAAGAUGCGUCCGGUGUCGAGUGACGCGGGCAGCAACAGCAACAGCAACCCCAACUUCAGCGACCUCAUGGACGAGUUCAUCCAGGAGCGCCUGCGAGCGCCCCGAGGCAACUCUCAGGGCAUGACUCGGCGUGGCAGUAGUCCAGGCAGUCUGGAGAUCCCCAAAGACCUGCCCGAGCUGCUGACGCGGCCAAGCGCCACGCGACCCGCUGACGACCCUGGCGUGCCUUCCGAGUGGACCUCGCCGGCCAGUGCCAGUGGCAGUGACCUCAUCAGCUCUGACAGCCAAUCAGACUCCUUUAACGCCUUCCAGUAUGACGGCAAGUUUGAUAAUUUCAGUUUCGGGGCGGAUGCAGCUGCCGGCUCCCUGGACAGGGACAGUCUGGGCGGCAUCCCCCAGACGGCGGAGGAGCAGGAGCUGUCCAGCCUCACCACGCUGCACAUCGACUCGGACACCAGCAGCCAGCAGGGUGUCUCUGCCGACACCGUCACCAUCACAGGCUCGGAGGGCGCCUCUCCUAUGCACUCCCUGGGCUGCUCCCGCUCGCAGACGCCCUCCCCAGCCACCCUCACCGCCGAGCAUACCGAACACAAGGACCUGCAGCUAGACGAGAAGCUCCACCACUCUGUGCUGCAGACUCCUGAUGACCUUGAGACGAGUGAGUUUCCCAAUGAGGACUGCAGUGUGAUGGCCGGCGGCUCUCUGACCGGUUGGCACUCGGAUGUCGCCACAGUGAUGUGGCGGAGGAUGCUGGGUAUCCUGGGAGAUGUGAACUCCAUCAAAGACCCCGAGAUCCACGCUCAGGUGUUUGACUACUUGUGUGAGCUGUGGCAGAACCUGGCCAAGAUCAGAGACAACCUGGGCAUCUCCAUGGACAACCAGUCCUCCCCACCUCCCCCAGACCUCAUCCCACCCCUCCGUAUCCUGACCCCGUGGCUCUUCAAGGCCACUAUGCUGACUGAGCGGUACAGCAGGGGCAAGCUGCACGCCUACAAGCUGAUCUGCAAGAUCAUGAAGAGGAGGCAGGACGUCUCGCCCAACUCUGACUUCCUCACACACUUUUACAACAUCAUGCACUGCGGCCUGCUGCAUGUCGACCAGGACAUUGUGAACACCAUCAUAAAGCACUGCUCCCCGCGUUUCUUCUCCAUCGGUCUCCCCGGGGCCACCAUGCUCACGCUGGACUUCAUCGUGGCCGCCAGCAGGGUGACCGCCUGCUCCUCGCUCAAUGCUCCUCGUGUGGAGGCGCAGAUCCUGCUGGGAUCCCUGGUGUGCUUCCCCAACCUCUACGAGGAGCUGCCUGCGCUGCACCCCACCACAGCGGACGUCGUCAUGACCAAGUUCAGGGACGUCAAGGAGCACAUCAUUAAACACAUUCUGAACUCUGCCAAAGAUGAGCCCUCAGCCCCUGCCAGGUGUGUGGCGCUCUGCAGCCUGGGCAUCUGGUUGUGUGAGGAGUUGGUCCACGGCACAAGACACCCGCAGAUCAAAGAGGCCCUCAACGUCAUUUGUGUCACACUCAAGUUCCCAAAUAAAACCGUGGCCCUGGUUGCCUCAGAUAUUCUGCACCUGCUCAUCAACUAUGUGGAUCACCUGCAGAAAUUCCCUCCUGACACCCCAAAGAAAAUAGUUGAGAUCCUCAUAGCCACCAUCACCUACCUGCUCCCCACCACAGAGUCCUCCCCACAUGAGCUGGACAAAAGGCUGGUGGUGUCGCUGCUGCUGUGCCUGCUGGACUGGGUGAUGGCACUGCCCCCCAAGACCCUCCUGCAGCCCAUCCAGACCCUCACGCCAGACAAGGACCGCGGAGAGAAGUCCGUCCUCAGCUGCAUCUAUAAGGUUCUGCACGGCUGUGUGUACGGGGCGCAGAGCUUCAGUAACCCCCGCUACUUUCCCAUCAACCUGUCUGACCUCAGUAGCGCCGACUACGACCCCUUCCUGCUGCUGGAGAGCCUGAAGGAGCCCGAGCCACUGCAUUCACCCGACUCCGAGCGCUCGUCCAAGCUGCAGCCCGUCACCGAGGUUCGCAGCCGCAUGCAGACGGGCCUGAUCUCCGUGGCGGCCCGCACGGUCAUCUCGCACCUGGUCAACCACAUGGGCCACUACCCCACGAGCGGUGGGCCGGCCACACUGACCAGCCACGUGUGCGAAAACCACGACAACCCCUACAGCGAGAGCCCAGACCUGGCCACGGAGCUCUUCGACGCGCCCAACCUGCAGUUCUUCGCACUCAACAGCUCCACGCUGCUCUCGUGCCUCCAGAUCCGUGCCGAGGACGGGCUGCCCGGCGGCGGCAUGUCGGCCGGUCUGACCACCACGAGCGCCUGCGUGCGCGUCAUCGUGCGCGACAUCUCCGGCAAGCACUCGUGGGACUCUGCCGUCCUCUACGGGCCGCCCCACUGCUGCGCAACGACCGGUCAGCAUCCGCCGACGGCGUCGCAGACGACGGCGACAACGACGACACAAGGAGACGGGCACAGGGAGAGGCGAGGAGUGGAGGAGGAUGAGCGAGGCGAGAGGAGGCUACAGGAGGAGGAAGAGGAGGAGGAGGAGGAGGAGGAAGAUGACCAAGAAGAGGAGGAAGAUGGCGAGGACUCGUUAGUGAUUGAUGACGCAGAGCUGGAAGAGGCGCUCCGACUGGCCGAGAAUGCCGGCGAGCGGUCAGACGAGGCGCCCGAGGGCGACGCGGAACCGGCAGCGGAGGAGGAGGAGGAGGAGGAGAGGAGGAGCAAGCGGCAGCAGGAGCAGAGCAACCACCACCACAACAACAACAACAACGCCAUCGAGGAGGGGCGGGGAGAGAACAACGUCGGCCACAAAGAGGAGGACGAAGAUGACGACGAAGAUGACGACGACGACGACGAGGGUCGCCUGGGCCUGACGGGUCCGCGGGCCAAGCGCCGCUGCCGCGACGAGGCCUUCCCGCAGUGGGACGCCCUGCGCGAGGACGAAGGCUCGGACGCGCUGGACGAGAUGCUCUGCUACCUGGGCGUGUCCAGCCCCGAGUGCCUGCAGCGGGCCGGCGCCCCGCUCAACAUCCCGGCGCCGCCGCCGGCCUGCGUGUCCGAGAAGCAGGAGAACGACGUCAUCAACGCCAUCCUCAAGCAGUGCGCCCACGAGCGGGAGUUCGGCGCGCACCGCGGCAACGAGCUGAACAUGCGGGCGUCGCAGCAGGGCCAGCCGGGGCCCCAGCGGCCACAGAGCGCCUUCUACUACUGCCGCAUGCUGCUCAACAUCCUGGGCAUGAACUCCUGGGAGAAGAGGAGCAGCUUCCACCUGCUGAAGAAGAAUGAGAAACUGCUGCGAGAGCUGAAGAAUCUGGACUCCAGACAGUGCCGUGAGACACAUAAGAUAGCGGUGUUCUAUGUGGCGGAGGGACAGGAGGACAAGCACUCCAUCCUGUGCAACACCAGCGGCAGCCAGGCCUACGAGGACUUUGUGUCCGGCCUGGGCUGGGAGGUGAACCUGACAAGUCACUGUGGCUUCAUGGGCGGCCUGCAAAGAAACCGGAGCACGGGACUGACCAUGCCCUACUUCGCCACCUCCACCGUGGAGGUCAUGUUCCACGUGUCCACGCGCAUGCCCCCCGACUCAGACGAUUCGCUCACCAAGAAGCUGAGGCACCUGGGGAAUGACGAGGUGCACAUUGUGUGGUCGGAGCACUCGCGAGACUACCGGAGAGGCAUCAUCCCCACUGAGUUUGGUGACGUCCUCAUCAUCAUCUACCCCAUGAAGAACCACAUGUACAGCAUCCAAAUCAUCAAGAAACCAGAGGUGCCCUUCUUUGGGCCCCUGUUUGACGGGGCCAUAGUGGACAGUAAGAUCCUGCCCACAGUGGUCAGAGCGACAGCACUCAACGCCAGCCGAGCUCUCAAGUCUCUCAUCCCACUCUACCAGAAUUUCUACGAGGAAAGAGCCCGUUACCUAGAAACCAUUGUCCAGCAUCACCUGGAGCCGACCACCUUUGAGGACUAUGCAGCCCGUGUUUUCUGCCCCGCUCCUAACCACCACCUCUCCUCCGAAGCAGGCUCAUGCCACGAGACUCCGUCGGCCGAAAGCCCAGCAGCAAUGGGGGCGGUGGCAGUGGGGGGAGACGGGAGCGACUCAGCCUCGCCAAUGUCCCCUCGUACUAGCAAGAGCCGCAUGUCCAUGAAGCUGCGCCGCUCCUCCGGCUCGGCCAAUAAGACUUGACCCGACACCGACCCCGACCCCCACUGGACCCACCCACCCACCCGCCGCCACACGCUCAUCUGGAUCUGGCCACUGCCCACGUCACAUCACGCCUCUCCUCUCGCACGGCGGUCAUCUGACAGCAGGACAUCAGUUUGUUUCUCCUCUUCAUCUUUUCUUUUGGGGUUUGGGCAUCCUGGCCUUCUGGCCUUCCGACCCCCCCCCCCCCCCCCCCACCACCACCACCAUACCAAACACCUACUUGCCUGUGAUCUUUGUAGAGCUUGGACCUGUGCACCAUGCCACAGCUGUGCCCCUUGGUAGAAAGCCUAUGAAAGCUUUCUGCUGCUACCUUCACACACACACACACACACACACACACACACACGUGUAUGCCCAUGCCACGGAUACUGCUGCACUGGAGGACUAUGAACGAGGGGGAAUGUGGGAGGACAGUGCCUAGACUCUGCUUGUGCCCCAUGCAAAAAAAGUACAAAAUAAACAAGUAAACAAACAUGCAUAAAUAAAAACAACUUUUAAACUCUUUAAGGACACAGAGUACUGCAGCACUGAGCUGUAGAACCAUUGAAGAGGAGAAAAGACCAACAAGAGGAAACCCUUGAAAUGACGAUCGGGGCCUUUGAGCACGGAGGUGUUCACGUGCAGAGGGGAGGAAAAAGGGAAGGAAAGCGAGGUGACAUUCAUGCCAUUCCCUCGGUCACUUUGCCUGUUUGCUUUCAGAACUCUUGAUUCUUUGAGCCUCUGCUGUAAUUCCUGAUGCGAAUAAGAGAAGUACUCAGUGCAGUUAGCCAUGAUGCCAGUAAAGGUCAAAAGAAAUGGCAAAAAAUAAUAUUAUAUGAAACAAGUUUCUUCUAUGGUUACUGUUGUAUCCACCAUGGAACAUGCUAGAAAUCCACUCAUGUGUAUACUUAUACAUAUAUAUGUAUGUAUUUGUACUGUAUAAUUGAAGCCUGCUUUGUUUACAGUUUGCAGAGAUGCUGGCCAAUAUUGGGCAGUAGAGCCUUCCUUUAAAUUUGGCUGGAGAAAAUUGUUAUGCCCAGAGUUAUGUUUGUGAAUGAGAAAAGAAAGCACUUCCUCCUGUUACAUUUAUGUUUUCAUGUUUUGUUAUUUCUUUUCCACACUAGUUGUGGAGCUAAUAUUUUGAAUUGUUUUCACUACUGUUCACAUAUGGUUAUGGUCAAGAUUGUUAAAUCAGUUUUCACCUGAUUUAGAAUGUUACUGAAACAUUGUUACUACAUAAUCUAUUUCAACCACAACACCACUUUUCACCAGUAACAGAACACGUGUAUAUAUUAUAAAUAUGAAUAUAUACAUAUUUAAUGUAUGUGUAUAGUGUAUGAACAGUAUCUGGUCUGUGUAUAUAGUUACCAAUAUUUAAAUCAGCCAAAAAUGAACAGAAACUAACACGGAGCCGUUCAGAACAUCUGAGGGGUGAUGAUUUUUAGGGCGAUUUUAAGCGCUCAGUGGCAGCGAUUGUCUGGUCUUGCUGCAACGCUCUCUGUCGCUGAAGUUACCCUCUACACUUUCCCUGUCUGCUGGUUUAGGUCGCAUUAUCGGCGGCACCAUGAGUGUAGUUAAUAGUCUGAAAAUGCCAUCGUUAAAAUGAGGAGCACUGCUCCAUUUAGUGAUGCCUGAAUGACAGAUUGGCCAAAGAGUUUUUACAUACAACUGCUACAACAGACUUAACAUAGCCACAACGCAGCCUAACCUUUUUCUCCACAAUGUGAUUGGCCAGGCAGGGAAAGUGUAGGGGGUCAACGCUAAGAUAGUAUAGCCUUUUUUUUUUUUACCUGAGAACAAUUACGCCCUGUCGCCAAAUUACAGUACGUGUUCAGCCAACACUAUAUUCAUUCGCAUUUUUGUUAUAAUAAUGAACUUAGGAUUGUUUUGAUGCUCAGCCUAUGUCUUCGCGGAGUUAUAGUUGUUUUGACGGAGAUGAAAGGGAUUGCGUUAAAGACGAUAUCAGGGUGAUGCUGUUAUUAUGAUAGGCUACUCUUAUAACAGCAGUGACCGCUACUGGCAUGUUUGAAGUCAACUCCAUGCAAGUCAUACUCCGUUUUUGCUUUGUUGUCUCUCACUGAAUAGGUCAGGCUUACAUUAGGUCAAUCAGUAUGUUUAUUCAAAGCAUUGUUUUUGUCAGACAACGAACUAUGCGAAAUUUUAGGACUUGACAGAGGCCCAAUUGAGACCUCACUGUGCUGGAGCGCGACCUGCGUCCCUACCCCUUGCACGAGUGACUGAGACCGGUGCCUGUUGUAAAACUGAGGGCGAAACAGAAAUGCCUUUGAAGGUUAUGAUGUACGUUACUACUGACCAAAGGCUGCAUGACACCAGUACUAACUGCAUGUGUUGACAUAACAGCUUCACAACACAAACCACGCACGCACGCACACACGCACAUACGCCAGUCUGUAAUAUUGUCAUACUUGUAGUAUCUAUACAGUAAUGGUUAUGAAAGACGGAGACACGGAUGUGCAAUUGAACAUGAAAAUAAAGGUGUUCAUAUCACAGACUUUAA